Molecule: messenger RNA, 1568 nt
Organism: Phaedon cochleariae (mustard beetle)
Lineage: Eukaryota; Metazoa; Arthropoda; Insecta; Coleoptera; Chrysomelidae
Source: the annotation of a GenBank genome assembly
AUGUUGGUUAUGCUAGACAUUACUAGAAGUCCAAUUAUCAAGGUAUGCUGAAAAUGGAAUACAAAACAUCCCUCUUCAUCUUAUUGUUGCUGUCAUGUCUACUUCUAUAUGUGUCUCCAGUGCGAAUCCCCCAGAAUCCUUGCCCCAGGAUAUUCUCAUACUACAAAGAUGCAAAAGGGCUAUUAUAUGGAGAAACUAAUAUCCCAUAUGAUAAAGCUACUUUCAUGACACUGAGCAUCAAUGCAUCCUUAGCUGGAAGAUUCAGUAACAAAGUGGAAUUGAAGUUACAACUAAAAACUGCCUUGAAACAACUCAUGGCCAAUGUUAGUACAGUGACUUACAAUAUUUUCUUUCCAUCCCAGGAGAUUAUUCCCAAAAUAACACAAAUAACAUACAAUGGAAAUGUUUUCUGCCAAGGACCACCUGAACCAUUGAUCCCAGGUACACAAGGUAUAACAAAUCUAUGGUAUUCAACAAUGUUCCAAUUCACCAGAAUACCAGAGUGGAAUCUGAUCCAGGAAUAUCAAGAUCCUGGAAUUCCAGAAUCUGAAAUACCUGUGAAGGACCCGGACGAUAACAUCUUAGAUACGAGGAUACCGGUAGUCCAGAAAAGGCCUACUGAUACAUCAGAAGAAAAUAAUGUCAGUUAUGGAGAAUAUCCAUCAAUGUCUUCAUUGUCUACCCCAACACCACAGGAGGUUGUCAGUCAAUUGCCUACUGUAGUGACAAGUACUUCAGAAGUUGAAAAACUAAGUUAUAAAUGUGGAAUUCCAAAACCUUCAAUAAGACCCCUCAUUCUUGGAGGUACCGAUUCUGCAGUCGGUCAGUUUCCCUGGCUAGUAGCACUAAUGUCAAAAAAUGACUCAUCUGAUGAAUAUGAGUACAAGUGUUCUGCCACCCUUAUAUCCCACAAGCAUGUGGUAACUGCUGGCAGAUGUGUGCAAUAUUACAGACUCCAAGUGCUCAAAAUCCAAGAUAUGUUGCUGGUAAUGGGAACCAAUGAUGUAACGAACUGGGAGGCAAAUGGUGCAGUGUCACGUAGGGUUAUCAAAGUUAAUACCCAUCCAGAUUUUAUGAGAAAUCCAAAUUCUGCACAUGCUGACAUUUCUGUAGUGACUAUGGAUAACCAAGUUAGUUUUUCUGACUUUCUCAUUCCUGUUUGUUUGUGGAUGGAAGACACAGAUUUGUAUCCCGUAACCAACAAAGUUGGUACCGUAGCAGGAUACGGCCAAGACGAGAUAGCAAGAAAAAAUGGUGCUCUGCAUGUAUCCCAUGCCAUGUAUGCCGAUAUGAAAAUUGUUUCCCAAUAUGAUUGCCUACUUUCAGAGAUUGGCUUGUUACAGAUCACUUCUGAUAAAACUUUCUGUGCAGAUGGGGCAAGCAAGGGUCCUUGUAUAGGAGAUAGUGGAUCAGGGUUUGUACUUCAUUCAAAUGGAGUGUACCAACUUCGAGGAAUAUCAUCCUAUGCUGUGACACGAAAUGGAACAUGUGAUCUUGAGAACAAAUAUGCAGUUUUUUGUGAUGUAGCCAAAUUUUCAAAAUGGGUUGAGUCUUGUAUGCAAAACUAA